Molecule: messenger RNA, 1982 nt
Organism: Pezoporus flaviventris
Lineage: Eukaryota; Metazoa; Chordata; Aves; Psittaciformes; Psittacidae
Product: arylamine N-acetyltransferase, liver isozyme-like
Exons: 2
Coding region: 142-1029 (295 amino acids)
Molecular function (GO): acetyltransferase activity
Source: RefSeq, a predicted model, not a curated record
GCUAGAGGAUAGGGCUGUCCUUGCAGGCAAUAAAGGCAGCCUGGACCUUUAAAAGCAGCAGCUCCAGGAACAACUCUUCCUGGGAACUUUGGAGCAAACCAGGGCAGCAAGGCUGAGCUCGCUGGCAGAGAGGUAAGCAAAAUGAACAUUCAAGAGUAUUUUGCAAGGAUUUCUUACAAUGAGUCCCAUAAGGAUGCAGACUUGCAAACCUUAACAGUCAUUUUCCAGCAUCACAUCCGGGCAAUUCCUUUCGAAAACCUCAGCAUGCAUUGUGGGGAGACCGUCGAACUGGAUUUACAAGCUAUUUACAAUAAGAUUGUGAGAAAGAAACGUGGUGGAUGGUGCCUGGAAACCAAUUACCUUUUAUUCUGGGCCUUGGAAGAACUAGGGUUUGAUGUCUGUAUUCUCGGAGGAAAUAGUUACGAACCAGCAGAGAGAGCAUAUACUGCUGAGAUAAAUCAUAUCCUACUGAAGGUGGUGAUCAAGGGAAACUCCUACAUAGUAGAUGCUGGUUUUGGUGGUGCCUACCAGUCAUGGCAGCCCUUGAUACUGAUUUCCGGGAAAGAUCAGCCCCAGACCCCUGGCAUCUUCCGCUUCACUGAAGACAAUGGCACCUGGUACUUUGAGAAAGUCAAAAGGAAGCAUUAUAUUCCUGAGCAAAGUGAGCCUGCCACUGGUACUCCAGAACCAGGAAAUAUCAGAAAAAUGUAUACAUUCACGCUUCAGCCACGAGAUAUAAAUGACUUUCAGGAGCUAAACACUAAUCUACAAGUGUCUCUAGAUAACAUACUUCGGAAGAAGUCAAUCUGCAGUCUCCAGACCCCUGAAGGGGUUUAUGCCUUAGUUGGAUGGACCUUCACUGAGGUGAAGUAUAACUACAUGGAGGAUAUGGACCUGGUGCAGAUCACAACUCAUACAGAUGAAGAGGUUGACAAGAUACUGAAAGACAAAUUCAGUAUAGUGCUGGAGAACAAACUCGCACCAGUAAAUGUUCGUGGCUUGCCACCUAAUUUAGUGGAUACAAUUUAAUCCUAAUGCUGUUCUAGAUGGAUCUUUAUGUAGCCAAUAUAAAAAGUUCCAAAUUAACAUUAAUGGCGUUUAAUCUGAUUCUAAAGUUGAGCUAGUCAGGUGGACACAAAGCUUGGUAAAUUCAAGUAUAUUGCUAAUUAACUGCAUACACAAAUCGCAUGUUUUAUCUUAAGCUACUCCUUUAGAAACUGAGAUACCUUACUACCUCUAAUUUUCCCAUAUGGAAAUAGACUUUUGACUCCGUAACAUUUUGUUCCACCUCUCUGGAUUUGCUUUUAUUUCAGACGUGUUUUGUGGCAAAGAAAACCGAAACGAUACAGAAGGAACAGCUGUGUUACCAUUUUACACAAAAGACCUCUAAUCUUUUCUUGGUAUUAUUUCCAAUCUUCUUCUCAGCAGAGUUUUAAGAAUUGUUCACUUCCUUUAAUAGGCUGAAAUGAAACUUGAGCUGAAUUUGGCUUUCAGAGACUUCAUAAAAAAAAAAAAAGAAGGAUUAAGACCUUCUCAAAACAAGCCACUAUUAGGUGCUGAUUAGCUUGUGAUGAAAUAAGUUGAAAGACUUGAGUCCUAUUCCCUUACCAGAAAUUGACUUAAAGUGAGCUGUUUAUGUGAGUGCACUUAAAAAAUCCCAAAAGCUCUCUAAUUUUUCUGAUUCUGAUUUUUCUGUGUCUCUGAAACAAAAUCAAUAGAAGAUGAGAUGAUUCAACAGUUCUUAAAAAACAGGCUUUUGGUAGCCAAAAUGGAAAUAAUCAAAGUUAGAUCAACCUUUGUAAACUAUAAUCUAAACUUCUGGGGCCUAACCUUCCUAUUAUGUCAAGCAGAGAUGACAGCACUACAGAUAAAACUCUUCAUAUUUAUUCUAAACAUCAUUCUGCACAAAAGCUACCUGAAUUAAGUAAUACUGCAGAUGAAAAACAAAACAAUGGUAAGUCAGAACAUGCCACUGGUGUGGU